AAGGUGAAGUAUGUGUGAAUUGGAGUUUGACGUUUCCUGGGCUUAAUCUCAAGAUUAAUUUUCAGAUGUUUCUCAAAAAUACAUUUGUGUAAUAACGUUACUAUCUACGUCAUUUAACAUGGCAUGCUAAGUGAAUAAUAACGACGUGGGCGCAAUACAGGAUGGUACUGACAACAUUGCGCUGUGCAAAAGCGCUGCAGCUCACCCUGGCAGUCAUCAAACCAGAUGCUGUCGCUCAUCCCUUGAUACUGGAGGCUCUCCAUCAAAAAAUCUUGGAGAACAAAUUCAUUAUUGUCAGGUCAAAAGAUCUUAUAUGGCAAAGACAGGACUCUGAGCGAUUUUAUGCUGAACAUAAAGGACGAUUUUUCUACCAAAGGCUGGUUGAGUUUAUGUCAAGUGGCCCAAUGCGGGCCUAUAUCCUGGCCCGGGAAAAUGCCAUCUCGCAGUGGAGGGAGCUAAUGGGCCCCACCAAAGUGUUCCGAGCCCGUUACAUCGCCCCUGGCACGAUCCGAGCCCUCUACGGGCUGACCGACACCAGGAACACCACCCAUGGAUCAGACUCAGUGGAGUCCGCCCAGAGGGAGAUUGCCUUCUUCUUCCCAGAGUUCUCUGUGGAGGAGUGGAUGAAGCAGACUGAGCCUUCCUUCAGGAAAGGGCAUGUGGAAUAUGACCAACAGAGACGAAUACAUACCCUGCCAGGAGAGCACUAACAGAAGUGCAGGCCCUCUGGAACCUGAUCUACUGCACUGUUCAUAGAGGAGUCCACCCGGAGACAGAUCCACAGCACUGAAGAUAAAGGAAUCCCACCAGAGACAGGUCCACAGCACUGAACAUAGAGGAAUCCCACCAGAGACAGGUCCACAGCACUGAACAUAGAGGAUUCCCACCAGAGACAGACCCACAGAGCUAACAGAGAAGUUUGAUGAGAGUCAAAUUAGAUUAAAGCAACCAAAUCAGUGUGAAUCCGGUGUAUGUGUGUGUCUCAGUUUAGUGCCCAGAUGACUCCUUACACAGUCAAGGCAAUCGCCAAAGGAAAAUCCUUUACCAUUUAGUUUAUUUAACAGGUCAGUGUGAAGGCAAUUCCACAACAAAGAGGUAUAUGGAGAGAAAACAGGAAUUACUGUUUUAUUUCUAAACUGCAAGCAAUCUUGUCGAGAAGUGCCAGUUUCAUAAAUGGCAGUUGAUGAUCAGAGGUAUGAUAAAAUAUUAUAUUUUGUGAAAUAUAUUGUGAAAAGAGCUGUAAAUAUACACACAGCAAGCUGUUGAAGCUGUGAACCUCUGUAGUCUUCCUCAGGUGAAAUUUUCCAUUCCCUCUUUGUACUUCUCAGAUCAGAGAUUGAGUUUUUCAGGAGAGGAGGCCUUUAAUAAAUGCCUUUGACAACACAGUGACAAAGUGAACAAAAGCUGGUGUGGGGAUACCAGCUCAAAAAAGGGUCAGACUUAAAAAGUCAUGUUUAAAAGCCAAAC
Molecule: messenger RNA, 1467 nt
Organism: Megalops cyprinoides (Indo-Pacific tarpon)
Lineage: Eukaryota; Metazoa; Chordata; Actinopteri; Elopiformes; Megalopidae
Gene: nme6
Product: NME/NM23 nucleoside diphosphate kinase 6
Exons: 6
Coding region: 162-710 (182 amino acids)
Biological process (GO): CTP biosynthetic process; UTP biosynthetic process; GTP biosynthetic process
Molecular function (GO): nucleoside diphosphate kinase activity
Source: RefSeq, a predicted model, not a curated record